Molecule: messenger RNA, 1653 nt
Organism: Drosophila serrata
Lineage: Eukaryota; Metazoa; Arthropoda; Insecta; Diptera; Drosophilidae
Biological process (GO): regulation of transcription by RNA polymerase II
Cellular component (GO): nucleus; transcription regulator complex
Molecular function (GO): DNA binding
Source: RefSeq, a predicted model, not a curated record
AGCGAUAACAGCUGUUCGGCCAGAACUGGCAACUUAUUUGUGGCAAAAGUGAAGCGGUCAGCGAAACAAUAUUUAUCCCUAGUUUUUCUUUAUUUUCUUUAAAAAUCGCCCUAACCGCGUAUAUAACUUACGGUGUUCGUUUUGGAAUAAACUCAGGCAGCCAGUCUGCUCGCAGUAUAAACUUGUUUUGCUGCAUGCGCGGAGAUAGAGAAAAGAAAGAAGCCGUGUCCCAAAGUGUAUUUGUUUACACGCCACGAUUUCCUGAGUCGAGCCUCGCAACCAGCCAUUAUGAGAUCGGAUAACUUUCGAUUGAUUGCAGAGGUUGCCAAGCGGCGACCGCUCUGGGACACCAACAUGGCGAUGGCCUGUCGCAAGGACGAGUUCCUAACGCAGUGGGCAUGUGUGGCGCACCAUAUGCAGUUGGACAUCAUAACGUGCAAGAAACGGUUCAAAACCCUGCGGGACAGCUACCGCGCUGAGGUGCGCAAGAUCCAGCAGAAACGCAUCUCCAUGUCCAACUGGCCGUACUUCCGGGCUCUGGAGUUUCUGCGUCACAUCUUCGAUCCACAGUGCCUGGUCCCGUUCCCGCCAGAGCCUUUUGACAACGGGGCCGAGCUGGCAGAUAACUACGACCUCAGCGGGCUGGGAGACUUCAGUAUCGAUGUGGAUGUUGAUCUGGACAACGAUGAUUCCGUGGACUUUGAGGUCAUUGGAGACAUUUUUAAGCGUGAGCCCUCAGAGCGUCAGGAUUCGGGCUCUGAUCUGGGUUCGGUAACCCGGCAGCAGCAAGCGGACAGCUCGACUGCCAAUAAACUGCCUAACUCGGACCCGGAGCUAUCGCCCAGACUGCUCUCGCCGCUACACCUACCCCCCAAUCACGCGUCGCUGCCCCGCCCGCCGCCGCCAUCGAAGAGAUGCCGCCGCCGAAAGACCUCGUCCUCAUGCGACGGACCUAUUUCGAGUGGUUACAGCAGCAGCCAUCAGGAUAUGUCCAAAGCCGCUGCUGUCGCUGAUGCCGCCAUGAAGGACGAUUCAGACUACAGUUUUCUGGUCAGUCUUAUGCCACACUUGAAGUCGCUAUCCACUAUGAACAAUCUCAAAUUCCGUGUCGAGGUGAACCGCCUAUUAAUGGAACUCAAUAGGGAGGAGUUGCAGCGGCAGCCACAGGAGCGAGGACUGGGCGGACCCAACGGACUGCCCAAGCUGACGCCCGCGCCGGAUUCCAGCUUUGCCACACAGCAGGACCAACAGCAUCUUUCCAAUUCCAGCUACCACUAUGGUAAUGAGAAUCAUAAUGGUAGCGUCCCAUCCCCAUCGUCAUCUGGCUAUGUUGAUAUCUCAAUGAUCGAAUGCGAUGUUAAGAUAGAGAACGAACCCCUGCUUUGAUUUAAAGCACAUUUUUUAUUCUGCUGCAUCCAAAACUUAAUUAUAAAAUAUUACAUUCGUAUGAAAUAUUGUUAAAAUUACCAUUAGAACCUACAUUCUUUCGAUUUUGUAGCCCUACGGAAAGACGUUUUUUGCCAAACAAAGACUUUAAAUUUAUAUGAUUUGCUAAAAUAACGGGAAAAGUGAAUGUUUCUUUAUGUCUUAUGUAUCCCAACAAAUCCAAUUUCUUAUUAUUUGAUUCUAUUAUGUAUACAAUAAAUAAAACAA